AUAUAAGCGUAGUACACUACCUUACCUUUGGUGAAAAAUCUCAUUUGAUGGAAACGGAUAUCGGUGGAAACAGGAAAAGGGAAAGGUACAUUUUUGAUGGAAACGUGUUACGCUCGUUUAAACAUUGUGCUAUAGUCAUUCUGUUAUUGAUCGCUCUCCGUACGUGUAGGAAACCAAAAAACUAUCCACCAGGGCCAAAAUGGAUACCGUUUGUGGGAAAUACGUAUCAAUUAGCUAAAUUAUCGUCUAUCAAAGGCGGCCAAUAUUUAGCUUUCGAGGAGCUCCGUCAAAGAUAUAACUCUGAUAUCAUUGGGUUGAAAUUAGGACGUGAAUACGUCGUUAUUGUGUUUGGAAACGAUUUAUUGAGUGAAACGCUUCAUAGAGACGAAUUUCAAGGUCGGCCUGAUAAUUUUUUUAUGAGACUCCGGACACUGGGUAAACGUAGAGGUAUAACAAUGACUGACGGAAAUCUUUGGAAAGUACACAGAUCGUUUGCGGUCAGACAUUUGAAGUUACUUGGUUUAGGACAAAGAAGGGUGGACGAAUUGAUUUAUAAUGAAUAUCAACACAUGGUACAACGUCUAAUCGAUGCGACGGAAAGUGUGACGCCAACCUUAUACUUACAAUCAGCGGUAAUGAAUGUUUUAUGGGAGCUGACAGCAGGCACCAAGUUUGAAGACCCUAAGUUGUUAACGUUGAUGAGGAAACGAAGUUCAGCAUUUGAUUUGGCUGGUGGGCUGCUUAACCAGAUGCCGUGGUUACGGUAUUUGGCACCUAUCAGGACGGGUUACUCACUAGUAACCGAAAUCAAUCAUCAACUUUAUUCCUUGAUAUCUAAUAAUAUUGCGGAACACAAGAGAACGAUAACUGACACUACAAGGGACUUUAUUGACGCAUAUUUACAUCAAAUGAAAAAAGAAGAUAUAGAAAAUACAACGUUUACUGAAGAACAAUUGAUAGCUGUUUGUUUGGACUUAUUUAUUGCUGGAUCAUCAACAACUAGUGGUACAUUGGAUUUUGCUAUAUUGGCUAUGGCUCGGUGGCCAGAUGUCCAGACUAAAGUUCAAUCUAUUUUGGAUGAGAUCCAGCCUCCGGGAACGUAUAUUACAGCCGAACAAAUUCUUAAAAAUCGAUACGUGGAAGCGGUGCUAUUAGAGACGAAGAGGCUGAAUCAUGUAGCACCAAUUAUGGGUCCUAGACGUGUGUUAAGAAAUACAAAUCUUUGUGGAUAUAGUAUACCUAAGAAUACAACACUUUUGAUGAGUUUAUAUUCAGUACACCACAAUCCGUUGAAAUGGAAUGACCCUGAAGUUUUUCGCCCAGAGAGGUUUAUAGAUACAAACGGAAAACUCAAUACAAUUGAAGACAUGUAUUUUUUUGGAUUUGGAAAACGACGAUGUCCUGGUGAAGCGUUAGCACAGCGGUUCGUUAGCUUAGUAUUUGCCAAUUUAAUACAUGAUUUUAUAAUCGAAAUCGAUCAGUUAUCCGAUGGAGUAAAUUGUGGUAUACUUAUGACACCAAAGCCUUAUAAAAUCAAAAUUUCUAAAAGAAAAUGAACAUCUUAAGUGUAUUUUGUUUUUUACAUUAUUUCUUAAUUUCUAUGGCAGUGGUCAAUGGCGGUAAUACCUAUUUAUAUAACUGACUAUGGUAAGAUAAAAGUCAACGCAGAUUUUUAAAUUAUUACUUAAAAAUUAGUUUAUGUAUUGUUAAAACGAUGUUUUAUAUUCUGAGCGGAGUGAUAAAUGUAUUUGUUUUAGAAUGAUGUAUGUUUUUGUAUGUUCUCAUCACCUUGAUCACCAUGGCACGUGAAAAAAUUGAAAUUAUUAAAAGUUAUCUUAUUUAUAAAGUUUUCAUUUUAACUGUUAUAACAAAUUCAAAGAAACAAAUUAUAUACAUUUUAAAAAUUAUAAUUAUAAAAAAAAGGUGUGCUUACUGAA
Molecule: messenger RNA, 1937 nt
Organism: Rhopalosiphum padi (bird cherry-oat aphid)
Lineage: Eukaryota; Metazoa; Arthropoda; Insecta; Hemiptera; Aphididae
Product: probable cytochrome P450 305a1
Exons: 9
Coding region: 48-1556 (502 amino acids)
Biological process (GO): xenobiotic metabolic process
Cellular component (GO): intracellular membrane-bounded organelle; cytoplasm
Molecular function (GO): iron ion binding; heme binding; oxidoreductase activity, acting on paired donors, with incorporation or reduction of molecular oxygen, reduced flavin or flavoprotein as one donor, and incorporation of one atom of oxygen
Source: RefSeq, a predicted model, not a curated record